Molecule: messenger RNA, 2506 nt
Organism: Pieris brassicae (large cabbage white)
Lineage: Eukaryota; Metazoa; Arthropoda; Insecta; Lepidoptera; Pieridae
Product: tetraspanin-10-like
Exons: 4
Coding region: 283-1080 (265 amino acids)
Cellular component (GO): membrane
Source: RefSeq, a predicted model, not a curated record
AUGGGUUUAAUAAUAAUUUAUAAUAUUUAUUCCGAAAUCAAAAUUUGCGACAUUAUUUUAGUAAUUCGCCUACAUACAUGAUCACUUCCAAAUUCAAAAAUUAAUGCCAGAUAUAACUUACACGUUUAACAUACACCAGUAACUAUAAAUUUGUGUAUGUAGUAUCACCAAAUAAGAAUACUCCAACGCUUGUGUUUGGAGUUGUUGCAUUGCAAAGAAUAUUUUUUGUUUACAUAUUUAUUUAGGACAUUGAGGAUUUGAGGGAACGCUUUACAAUCAAACAUGAGUUUGUCUCGGUGUUACUCCCUAAUGAAGUGCUUGCUAAUCCUUUUCAAUGUGAUUUUUUUGUGUGUCGGAGUUGGGGUGUGUUCGUUUGCAGCAUGGGCCUUGUGGGAUGGCCGCGGCAGUGAGACAGGAUCUGGGAAAGCUGGUCUGUGUGCAAUUGCUGCCUGGGGUGCUGUAUUGACAUUGGGAGCUAUAGCAGCACUGGCUGGUGCUGUGCGGGGCUCGGCAUCAUUACUUGCUGCCAGUUUCGCAUUGCUAGCAUUGAGUGCAGUAGCAGAGGGGGCAGCAGCCUGGUGGGGUGCCGCCCAUUUGCCGCAGUUGCGUGCAGCACUCGCUGAUCGGUUACACCAUACAGUAGUGCAUGACUAUGGCGUGCUGCCCGCGCGCACUCAGAUCAUCGACGUGAUACAAUCUGGGUUGGAGUGCUGUGGGGCCUCUAGUCCUCGGGACUGGCAGCAGUCGGCAUGGGCAGCAGGGGCAAGCUUGGAGCCCGGAGCAGUGGCACUUGAUCUUAGCGUUGCUGCGGAGCCCGCCUACUAUUAUGUGCCGCCUUCUUGCUGCAUUGAUGGGGCGGUUCCGGCAUGCGACGUAGCGCGCCGUGUACCAGCGGCGUCCGGGGGCGGCGUAGGGCUACACGCGGCGGGGUGCGGGGGGCGCGUUCUAACAGCACUAGCCAACGCUGCGCGCGCGCCAUUGCUCGCCGCAGCUACGCUCCUCGUUGCCCAUGCGCUUUCGCUGCUGCUCGCGCUUGCCCUUACUCUCCGCGCACAUCCCUCGCACAACUAUAAAGCGUAAGACAACUGUAACACUGGCGUAUGUACUAUACUCCGACGUUUUUACAAGUAAAGUACACACUGAUACUCCACGAAUUACUAUAGAAAUGUGACCGCGCUCCAGAGGCCUUUAAUGGGAGAAAAAUGCUCCUACCAACCACAACAAUAACCCGUAUUAGAUCUGAUAAAACCUAAGCCAUAAUAUUAAAAACUUGUUUUAUACAAGUGGAAUUGAGAACUGUGGAAUUGAGGUUUAUAAACAUUUUAUUGAUUACAAACUAGUUAUUAUAAGAUAUUAUUUUAAUAUGUUUUCAGUCGUUAAGCGACUUUAGUGUGUAUUGGAUAGACUCCACCCACCGUCAAAAUGCAUUUAAUUUGUUCCUAUUAUAAUUAGUUUUUUUCAGUAGUCCUAUGAAACUGAGCACACACACAUGUGCACGUAGUAAUAUUAUUGAGCAAGAUCCCAAAUAUUUUCUUACAACAUAAACAUUAGGUAUAUUUGGGAAAAUAAGAAUCUCUGGCGGGAUCUUGGACCAAUAUAAUUAGCAUUUAAAAGCACCAUACCAUAAAAAAAUAAUCAAAUUUGUAGGUAACAUAACAUAAUACAUAAUCUAAGUCAUGACAAAGUUUUUAUAUUCACAAACAUAAUUUAUUUAUAUUAAAAUAAAUUUUGAUUAAGUUUAUUGAUGUAAGGCAUUAACCAAAACGUGUGUAGUUAUAAUUUUAGACAUAGUUCUUAUACAAUAAUCUUCAUAUUUUAAAAUACUUUUGAAUAACAUAUUAUAUACAAAUUAAAUGAUGUCGUAUGACAGUUCACGGAUCUGUUGGAAUAAAGUGAAACAAACUAACUCAGAGUCGUUAUUAUCUGUAAUGGUAGACACAUAUUUAUAAUUACAUAUAUAAAGUUUAAUUAAUGAUUAGUUAAUGUCCGAUUUAAAGAAGAAUAGGGCAUUGAAAUCACUUUUUAACAUUUAUCUAUGUAUAAUUAGUUAACCAUUAAUGAACGACUUUGAGUACUGAAGUAAUUUUACUCGCAAAAUGAACACUGCCAUUUAUUGACUGAUAUUUUAUAUAUAACUAAUAAUCGUGUCUCUACACGUUCUCGAUGUAUCGUUUGAGUACAAAUUUUUGUUUUUUUUAAAAUAUAUGUUAUUUGUAAGAUUGUUAAAUUACUUUAUAGUUUAAAUUUUUUAAAAAGUACGAAUAUAGUACUUCGACUGAUUCCGUUAAAACUACUUCAUUUUGAUAUUCCAUGUGUUUUUUUACAAUAAUAUUGAUAAUAAUAAUGGUAGCUAUUGUUGUCUAUUUCAUGGUCUAUAGUCUAUAGUAUUUCCACUCACUACUCCCGAAUCUCAGGGUAAGAGCGAUAAAUUAAUUUAAGUUAUACCAUCACCUGGUGCCAUGUAUUCUUAGUUAUAUUUAUUGUUGUGUUCGGUGUCUUAAAAUAA